Molecule: messenger RNA, 853 nt
Organism: Polistes dominula (European paper wasp)
Lineage: Eukaryota; Metazoa; Arthropoda; Insecta; Hymenoptera; Vespidae
Gene: Atg8a
Product: GABA type A receptor-associated protein autophagy-related 8a
Source: RefSeq, a predicted model, not a curated record
GCCAUUUCUUAUUCUAAAUCUGUUCAAAAUUUAGUAAAACAGAUAUUUCAUCCAUCGACGUGCAAAAAGUAUUAGAGGAAAAGAAGAGUACACACAUACGCGCAUCUGUGACGAAAGAAGAAAAAGGAAGUAAAAGAAAGUCGCUGUGUCAGAGGUUUUACGUCUCGUGCCGUCUGCACGAGUAGAAGAACAAUGAAGUUUGAAUACAAGGAGGGUCACCCUUUCGAGAAGAGAAAGGCAGAAGGUGAAAAAAUAAGACGAAAGUAUCCGGACAGGGUUCCUGUGAUCGUUGAAAAAGCACCCAAAGCCAAAAUUAGUGAUCUGGACAAACAAAAAUAUCUUGUACCAUCAGAUCUGACCGUUGGACAAUUUUACUUUUUAAUACGCAAGAGGAUUCAUCUUCGUCCAGAAGAUGCCUUGUUCUUCUUUGUUAACAAUAUCAUUCCUCCCACAAGCGCUACCAUGGGAUCUCUUUAUGCGGAACAUCACGAAGAGGACUUCUUCCUGUACAUAGCUUACAGCGAUGAAAAUGUCUAUGGGCAUUAAAAAUAAUUGGAAUCUUGGUUAAUGCUGAGAACUAAGAAAAAAUUAAAAAAAAAUGAAACAGCAAAGAAUUUAUCAUCUACGAUGUAGUCUUUAUAGACGCUUUUGAAAGUGUAAUCAAAUUAAAAGCCCUCAGUAAUUAAUCUGAUGAUGUUUAAAAAGAUGUUAGCGCUGCACUCUUUAAUCUUGCUUCCUCUAAAAUUUUAUGCGAUUCUCAAAUGAAGACACAAACGCCUUACUUUAAUUAUGCUUUUUUUCAAUUUGUAUAUUUAUCGUCGACAUUAAUUACAAGAAUAUUCAAUAAUCACAC